This is a messenger RNA of Trichosurus vulpecula (common brushtail), 4631 nucleotides long. RefSeq names its product dynamin 3 (gene DNM3). Bases 1 to 2610 code for a protein of 869 amino acids. The transcript has 21 exons. Lineage: Eukaryota; Metazoa; Chordata; Mammalia; Diprotodontia; Phalangeridae. Gene Ontology annotation, cellular component: membrane; cytoplasm; microtubule. Gene Ontology annotation, molecular function: GTPase activity; microtubule binding; GTP binding. The record is from RefSeq and is a predicted model, not a curated record.
AUGGGGAACCGGGAGAUGGAGGAGCUGAUCCCGCUGGUGAACCGGCUGCAGGACGCCUUCUCGGCGCUGGGGCAGAGCUGCCUGCUGGAGCUGCCGCAGAUCGCCGUGGUGGGCGGCCAGAGCGCGGGCAAGAGCUCCGUGCUCGAGAACUUCGUGGGCAGGGACUUUCUUCCUCGAGGGUCAGGCAUUGUAACAAGACGACCCCUCGUUCUGCAGCUUGUCACUUCGAAAGCAGAAUAUGCUGAAUUCUUACACUGCAAAGGAAGAAAGUUUACAGAUUUUGAUGAAGUUCGUCAAGAGAUUGAAGCAGAAACAGAUCGAGUGACAGGAAUGAAUAAAGGCAUUUCAUCUAUACCUAUUAAUUUACGAGUCUAUUCCCCACAUGUGUUAAAUCUAACCCUUAUUGACCUGCCUGGAAUCACUAAAGUGCCAGUAGGGGAUCAGCCACAAGAUAUUGAAUAUCAGAUCAGAGAAAUGAUUAUGCAGUUUAUCACUCGAGAAAACUGUCUGGUUUUGGCUGUUACACCUGCAAACACAGAUCUUGCCAACUCAGAUGCCCUGAAGUUAGCAAAAGAAGUUGACCCUCAAGGUCUGAGAACUAUUGGAGUCAUCACCAAACUAGAUCUUAUGGAUGAAGGAACUGAUGCAAGGGAUGUUCUAGAAAACAAAUUGCUUCCUCUUCGAAGAGGUUAUGUGGGUGUGGUAAACAGAAGCCAAAAAGACAUUGAUGGAAAGAAGGACAUUAAGGCAGCUCUGCUGGCAGAAAGAAAAUUUUUUCUUUCCCACCCAGGCUACAGACACAUUGCUGAUCGAAUGGGAACUCCACAUCUUCAGAAAGUCCUAAAUCAGCAACUUACUAACCAUAUUCGAGAUACAUUGCCAAGCUUCAGGAGCAAGCUCCAGGGACAAUUACUCUCCAUAGAACAUGAAGUAGAAGCCUACAAAAACUUCAAGCCAGAAGAUCCUACAAGAAAGACAAAGGCUCUGCUACAGAUGGUUCAGCAGUUUUCAGUGGAUUUUGAGAAGAGAAUUGAAGGAUCAGGAGAUCAAGUAGAUACACUGGAGCUCUCAGGCGGUGCAAAAAUAAACCUCAUCUUCCAUGAACGAUUCCCUUUUGAGAUUGUAAAGAUGGAGUUUAAUGAGAAAGAACUGAGAAGAGAAAUAAGCUAUGCAAUCAAAAACAUUCAUGGUAUCAGGACAGGAUUAUUUACUCCAGAUAUGGCUUUUGAAGCAAUAGUUAAAAAACAAAUUGUAAAGCUAAAAGGACCUUCCCUGAAGAGUGUAGACCUGGUGAUGCAGGAGUUAAUCAAUACUGUAAAGAAAUGUACCAAAAAGCUUGCGAACUUCCCAAGACUUUGUGAAGAAACAGAACGUAUUGUUGCUAACCACAUUCGUGAAAGAGAAGGAAAGACUAAGGACCAGGUGUUAUUGCUGAUUGACAUCCAGUUAUCCUAUAUUAACACCAACCAUGAAGACUUCAUUGGUUUUGCGAAUGCCCAGCAGAGAAGCAGUCAGGUUCACAAGAAGAGUGCAGUUGGAAAUCAGGGAACCAAUCUUCCGCCUUCAAGGCAAAUUGUUAUUCGGAAGGGAUGGCUAACAAUCAACAACAUUGGCAUCAUGAAAGGAGGAUCCAAGGAAUAUUGGUUUGUCCUUACUGCAGAAAGCUUGUCCUGGUAUAAAGAUGAUGAGGAAAAAGAAAAGAAAUACAUGCUUCCCUUGGACAACCUGAAAGUUCGAGAUGUAGAAAAGAGCUUUAUGUCUAGCAAGCAUAUCUUUGCACUUUUUAACACGGAGCAAAGGAAUGUAUACAAGGACUAUCGCUUUCUUGAGUUGGCAUGUGACUCCCAAGAAGAUGUUGAUAGCUGGAAGGCAUCUCUGCUCCGAGCUGGUGUUUAUCCUGACAAAUCUUUAGCUGACAGUGAUGAGAGUGGUCAAGCAGAAAACUUUUCCAUGGACCCACAAUUAGAGAGACAAGUGGAAACCAUUCGCAACCUUGUAGACUCCUACAUGUCUAUAACCAACAAGUGUAUCCGAGACCUGAUUCCCAAAACAAUAAUGCACCUUAUGAUCAACAAUGUGAAAGACUUCAUAAAUUCAGAGCUCCUAGCACAGUUAUAUUCCUCAGAGGACCAAAACACUUUGAUGGAAGAGUCUGCUGAGCAGGCUCAGCGCCGUGACGAGAUGCUUCGAAUGUACCAAGCCCUUAAGGAAGCCCUCGUAAUUAUUGGUGAUAUCAAUAGUGCCACUGUGUCUACUCCUGCACCCCCUCCUGUGGAUGACUCUUGGCUACAGCAUUCUCGUAGAUCACCCCCUCCAAGCCCUACAAACCAAAGGAGACCAACAUUAAAUGCUCCUCCCACCAGACCCACCUCGGGCCGAGGACCUGCUCCAGCAAUUCCAUCCCCGGGCCCCCAGUCUGGGGCUCCACCAGUACCAUUCCGUCCAGGACCUUUACCUCCUUUUCCUAGUAAUAGUGAUGCAUUUGGAGCACCUCCACAAGUUCCAUCCCGGCCAACCCGGGCUCCUCCCAGUGUCCCAAGCCGGAGACCACCUCCAUCACCAACUCGUCCCACUAUAAUCCGUCCAUUAGAAUCCUCCCUCUUAGACUAAGUGAAAUUCCUGGCAUGGCAACUAAUUGAUAAUGAAUUAUAUGAAACCAACUAAUUUGAUAACUCUUGCAAUAAAUCAUGAGUAGUCGCAUGUGUGGACAUCUGUAGGCAAGUAACCAGUUUUACUAAUAUACUCAUCACUCAUUCUGCAUUGCCUGUGGCAUUUCCAAUCUUUGGGGAAGGUCCAUAAUGCUUCAACCCAUGAAAAUGACUGGCCUUAUAGAAUCUUUACAUGGGCCAUUGACCAGGGCAGGUUUGGGGUGCAGUCCUAUACAAAGAAACAAGAACUAUGAGAACAUAUACUUUACCUGCAUAUGAUUGAACUUGGCCUUUCCAAAUUUAAGAACAACUUGCUUUAAUGAUGUUUUCCAUUAAGGAGUGUUCCUGUGUAAUAAGGAAUAGUAACAUUAUGCAACACAUACUUCUUUCCAUAAAUUCUAAUUAGGGUGAGAGGAAUUCUGUUGUCUGUUAUUAAAGCUGCUGCCUGCUCCAUAAUUACAUACUCGGAUUCCCUUACCCUCUCCUUCCUUUCACAGUCCUGCUGGGAAGUGGUUUCAUUAUGAUUUCUUAGGAGUCAAAGCUUUCAAAAUUUAUAAGGUGCUUUGCUAAAGAAAACUCAGUGCUUUGCAUAGUACAAGGACCUUUUCCUUCUACUGACUUGUUUUGCUUCAUGGAUAACUGUGAAUCAAAGCUUACUCUACAUUAAUCAGUCAGCGGGCAUAGCAGCUUAAUUUCAGAAUUUCAAAGUGAAGCAAAACACCAUAUCUGUGUCUGAGAAAUAGUUUUUCUUCUUUCACAUAAGUGGUAAUACUCACCUUAGAGUACGUAACUGUGAUGGUUACCAUGGCUUAGAGUAAGGCAAGAGAUGAAACUAGUACAAAAUAUGGGUCUGAGUCUCUGAGAUCAAGUCCUUUGCCACUGUGAAAUGAGUGGGCUAACCAACUGCAUACUGUAAAGACAGUUUUGUAACUUAAAUUCAUUCACACUGACUCCAUCUCAUUAUUAUUAUCUUGGAUGUUUUGGUAUGGGCAAAAAUUCCAUGCUAAUUCGUAAUUCCCUUACUCAAGAGUUUGUUUUAUCCAUUUUCCCCACUGGAAUGUUAUUUUUUGUUGUAUAUUUAAAUCGUUCUUAACAAAGCUAGAAGUUUAUUAAGGGUGGCCACCUGUUAAAGGAUGGAUCCUACAACUGAGAGCCUGUCAACGUAGGUGUUCUGUGGUAUAAAAAACACUUGAUAUCACCUACCUCCCAGAUCCAAUAGGUCACUCAGUACCCUCAGAUUUCAACAGAAAGAAUUCGAACAUUCGGAUAUAACAAAAGAUAGAGAACUGGGGGCUGAAAAGCAUCCGUUUUUUUCCUUUCUAAGGUACUUUCCAAAUUUUUUCAAGGGCAACUGAGCCAGUCAGUUAAUAGUUCAGUCCUUAGCACUGAGUUUUGUGCUGCUGAGGACAAUAUGAAAUGGUACAAAGGAAACUUCCAAAAACUAAAGUGAAUUUCAUCAGCUAACUAUUCCCAGACAGCAGACCAAAUAUUCAUAUAAUAGUUGUGUCAUGUGAUGCUAUUUCAUAUUGUACAUAAGUAAAUCAGAUUUUGCCAACUGAAAAGCUUUACUUUGAAAGCAGUUCACAUAAUUUGUAUGUUAACUUAACUUUAAUUUCCUACAGUUUAUACCCAAAGCAGAUACCUGUAGAGUAUGAGGUAAAAAAAAUCAAUAUGUAACUAUUUCAAAAAGAGGAUUUGCCAAAUUCAAUGGUUAAAUAAGGUGUUGACCUUGUUAAACUUCAUAAAUGCUCAAUGAUAAUUUGGAUAAGAAAAUACUAUAGGUAGCAAGCAGCAAGUGAAGUCGCCUUUGAUAACAAUGGCAUGUCAUCUUUAAAGUUUCUAAACAUUUAAGUUUGUUUUAUAGGUCAAAGUAGGAACAACCACAUUCCUUAGUUAUACUAAUUCUCCCAUUUCUUGUUUUCCCAAUGAUAAAAAAAAGUCUCCCUUUGCAAAUGGAGCAGAUGUUCAAUGUCCACGUUCUCU